AUGGCUCCAUUCCUCAACGACAACGAGUUGCCCUCUACCAAUCCUAGAUCUGACAAUGAGCGUCUCUGCCAGAUAAUCACACCGGUCGGCAAUUUUGGCAAUGGAUUUGUGGACUCCCAGGUGGCUGAGGCAUUGGAAGGAACCAAAGGCCUAUCCACUCCCACAGCUAUAAUUCUUGACUCCGGCUCCACAGAUUCAGGGCCCUCUAAAUUGGCUCUAGGCUAUAUGAGCUGCCCAAGAUCGUGCUACGAGCGUGAUAUGCAUCGACUGGUCAACUUCAGCAUCAAGUAUAAGGUUCCUUUGUUGAUCUCUUCCGUUGGUGGCGACGGAAGCGAUGAGCACGUGGAUGAGUUUUUAGCCAUCAUCCGAGAGUUGGCCGAGCUUCCUGAAAACAGUUCAUGGGACAUUAAGGUCAUAGCCAUCUAUGCUGGGGUGACACCAACUCGAGUCACAGAAAGAUUGAAGUCUGGCAAGAUUACCGGCUGUGGCAAGAGCGUUCCAGAACUCACUCAGAAGGAGAUCGAUGAUGUACCUAGGAUCGUUGCACAAAUGGGCCCUGAACCAUACUUGCAAGCGAUGCUUGAUAAUCCGGAUUUCAACAUCAUUAUCGGUGGUAGAAGCUAUGACCCUUCUCCGUAUGUUGCAUACUCUGCUUACAACGCUCUUCAAAAGAAGAGCGGGGAUAUGUACAGCCUCGGCAAGGAUAUCUUAGGGUCUUUCACACAUAUGGGCAAGAUCAUGGAGUGUGGAGGACACUGUGCGACUCCAAAGAGCAAUGGUGCCAUUGCACAGAUUUACAAGAAUGCUACCUUCGACCUCACGCCCAUGGAUCCUCAGGCCAAGUGCAUCCCACGCAGUGUUGCAGCUCAUUCGCUCUAUGAGAAAUCUCGCCCUGAUAUUCUUCACGGGCCUGGUGGUUACAUGAACCUUUCAAACUGUACCUUUCAACAGCUCGAGGAUGGCCGAACGACGAGGGUACGCGGAGCUAUCUUUGAGGCGUCACGCGCAAACGGCGAAAAUUAUACUGUCAAGCUAGAAGCCGCACGAACUACAGGCUUUCGAACACUCUUUAUGGGCUCGUUCUCUGAUCCGAUCUUGAUCAGUCAACUCGAUGACUUGUUGGAACGUGUCAAGGGCUACGCAAAGAUGCAACACAAGGAUGUGAAAGAGUUCUGGGACUUGGGGUUCCACAUAUAUGGCCUGAAUGGUGAGGCUGUAAGUUCUUCGCCGACAUUCGCCGACCGUCCAUAUGCUGUGACACAGCGGGUUUUUCUCGUUGGCGAAGCCAUCGCCGAGACUCAAAAGCUAGCUACAAGUGUUGCCAAUGUCGCCAGAGUAGCUUGCGUUCAUGGCCCCUACAAGGGACAAAAGGCGACAUCUGGCAAUUUUGGAUUCGGGAUUGGAGGGAAGCUUGAGCUUGAAGUUGCGGAAUGCGCCGAAUUCUGCAUCUACCAUCUAAUGUCACUGGCUGAGGGCGAGGAAGGUGCCUUAUCCGCAUCGUCUCACGAGAGCGGCAUCGCAAACACGGUUGACGGCAAGGGUCUCUUCCACUGGACAGUUGGUAAAUUCGGCAAAGCGAGCCCCCAACAACCACCUGAAGAUCCUGUGCCGACCAUCCUUUCGCAAGCUACUAAUGGCGCACCGACACAAAAGACCAAAGCCACAUCCAUUGUCCCUAAAGUUAACGCUUUCAAAAUCCCUGCUAACCCCCGAUAUCUGGCCGACAUCGCAUCUGUCCUUCGCUCAAAGAAUUCUGGGCCAUAUGAAAUUACUGUCGAUAUCUUAUUCGACUCUGCCGAGGUAUACCAACUCGUGAAAGCCUCAGGAAUUCUCACAACAGAGACCAUUGCAGAACAAUACCAAAUGACGCCCGAUGAGAUGGUAUGGGCCGGAUUCUUCGAUCUGGCCCAAGCAUUCAAAGCAACAUUUCCCCGUAAACGGGACGGCAAAUUACGCGUCUCAGGAGGAUAUCUGGAAAACGACGUCCAUGGCUCUCAGAAGUAUCUUCAGCUUAUGGAACUAAAGCUCACCGAAGAUCUGAGGGAGAAGUUGCUUGCUAUUCAGCAGCGGGAAGCCGAAAAUACUGUUUCGUCACUGCCAGUGUGA
This is a messenger RNA of Exophiala bonariae, 2106 nucleotides long. RefSeq lists its product as uncharacterized. The record is from RefSeq and is a predicted model, not a curated record. The transcript is spliced from 2 exons. The coding region runs from base 1 to 2106 and encodes 701 amino acids. Lineage: Eukaryota; Fungi; Ascomycota; Eurotiomycetes; Chaetothyriales; Herpotrichiellaceae.